Messenger RNA from Besnoitia besnoiti, 6582 nucleotides. RefSeq lists its product as uncharacterized. The transcript is spliced from 6 exons. Gene Ontology annotation, biological process: lipid homeostasis; triglyceride catabolic process. Gene Ontology annotation, molecular function: triacylglycerol lipase activity. The record is from RefSeq and is a predicted model, not a curated record. NCBI's taxonomy places the organism in Eukaryota, Apicomplexa, Conoidasida, Eucoccidiorida, Sarcocystidae. Gene Ontology annotation, cellular component: cytoplasm; lipid droplet; membrane. Bases 1 to 6582 code for a protein of 2193 amino acids.
AUGGAAGCAGCCAGCGAGCUCGGCGUCAGGGCUCGCGGCGGAAGCGAAAGAAACGAGAACGAAGGCCUCCUGCUGCAUGCCAUGGCAGGGUGGGCGUCUGGAGACGAUGCGAGGUUCGCCGCAGAGGAGCGAAGAAGCGGGAAGCCAGCGUGCCGAACCUUCCCAUAUGGCGCAGGUUUUGAAGAAAAUGGUGAAACGGAUGCGCACGAGUCUUCUCACGUCGAGCCGACGCCGGGAUUGAACGCGGCAGAAGGCAUUCCGAGAGGUCUUGGCGUAGAUCAGGAGAAGAAUGAUGAGAACGAAGGCGAUGAGGGAUCGCCGCCGCAGGCUUCGGCGCCGUCUCCUCUUUACCCAGAGGCCGGAGACGGGACGCAGGGGGAGAAGGAGCACGAGCAGCUCCAGUCUCCUUCCGCCUCCUCCGCCUCUUCGUCCUCUUCCUCUUCCUCUUCUUCGUCUCGUCCGACGUUGUCUUGGAUAGAUCAGAUCCGCUACGCACUGCGGCACUCGAGUUUCCUGGGGCAGCUGGGCGGACGCACCCCGCCCAUCGAGACUGAAGAGGAGGCAGACAGCGAAGAAGUUGAGGAAGACCUCGACGACGCAGAGCUGUUGUUCCUGCAGGGCGUGCACGUGUCUCAAAUGUCGGCGCAGGCGCUCAUGCAUGCGCCGCAUGGCGGGGAGCCUGCGAACGUCCUCACGGGCGUCGAGGAGGACGCCCCAGAGGCAGGCGCGUCCCGUCUGCCGUCCUCUUCUUGUGCGUCGUCUCUGGCUUCUUCGCCUUCCUAUUUCUAUGCCUCCUCGGGAGACAAAGGGAGCGGAAGUCGAGGCCUCGCUGACGCGGAGAAGAGCGCCGAAGGCGAGUGUGAGUCAGCGUUGUCCUCGCCGUCGUCCGCUGCCGGCAAGGCGUCGCGGAGCGAGAAGGACCGCGCAGACGAAGGAGAAGAAGAGGUCCGCGCGGCGGAUCUCUUCUUCCCCACCAAUGCGCACGCAAAGUGCCGGCGCCCGCCGCGCGUGCCUGAGCUUCCGCGUCACGGCUUCGUCAUCUUCGGCGGCGACGAGGGCUGCGUGGCCUUUUCGCGCUCGCGGGCGCCAGGAGGCGAAAGAGGCGACGCGGUCGCCGCCCCAAAAGCCUCUGGGGCUGUCUCCUCGGCGGCGCUGUCUCCGUCGUCGCCCGAGAGGGCCGACGGACACGCUGACGCGAGGGAGGAGGGAGAGGCGGGCGGCGCCGCUCUCGAAGACGGCGGAGUGGAGAGCCAGGUGAAAGAAGAGAAGAAUCGGGACAAGGAUGAGAAGGGUCGCGAGAAAGAAGAGAAGCGGAGACUCGCAUCUCUCGCGUAUGUCCGGCGCUUGACGUUGCCGCGGCGCAACGAGACACUUCCGCAGGGCAUUUCUUCGUUUUUCGACGUCUCGGCGGUCAAAUCUGAGGCCCUGGGGGGCAGUGGAGAGGCGACCCGCAGCGAGCCGCAGGCGGGCGCGAAGGCGACGGUGGAAGCGAUGUCUCCGCUUCUGUCACCCGCGGCUGUAUCUCCUCCGCUCGAGUCGCCUUCGUCGGCUCUGUCGCGGCGAAGCAGGAGUCGCGCGGGCUUCGGGAAGCAAGAGGGUUUGAGUGCAGAAGAGUUUUUCGGCGCGUCGGCGCCUGCGCCACCUUCGGCGACCGCGGAGAGAGAAGAGGACGGCGAGGAAGGAGACGCGUGGGGAGGCGAGACCCGCGGCAGUUCGCAUCAAGCGACGGACGACGCGACGCCGCCCUUUCCGUUGGCAUCCGCGUAUCGCGUGCGCUCCACGUCGCUCUCAGGAAAGUCUUCUCCUAAGCUGCAGUCGCGGGCGACGCAUUCGCCUCUCCUCUCGGCCGCGUCGCUGCUGCCCUCCACCUGCUCGUCGCCCUCCGGCUCGUCUUCUUCUUCAGCUUCUUCCUCCUCGACUCUGGCUCCGUCUUCUUUCUCUCUGUCUCGCCGCAGAGCGGCCUCGUCGUCCUCAAGUGUCUCUUCGGGCAAGGGUCUGGGCGCGGGCCUCGCGAGCGGCGCGCGGAGUUGGGCGCAGGCCCAGUAUUCGAGUUUCCAAGCGAAGUUCGGCGGAACCUCUCUGCGGAUUCUGCAGAAGAAACGCUCGUCUCUGUCCGCCGGGGACGAAAGGCCAGCGGAGAGAAAACCGGAAACGACGGGCGAGGAAGGCCCGGAGGACUGCAAAGACCCGCGGCGGGGUCGCGAAGAGGAAGCCGCGGACGCGGGGGGGCGAGGCUUUGGUCACGGCGAGGCGCAGCUGCAAGAGAUGGAGAUGGGCAAGGAGAAAGAGCCCGUCAACGCACCCGCUGGUUCCUCCUCCUGGUGGACUGACUUGCAGCGAUCCUUCACAGACCUCUUCGUGCCGCCCACGCCUGGAGCAGAGCGAGGAAAGGCAGCAACAGAGAAAGGCGGUGGCAGCCGGCGCGCGAGUGCGGCGGCGGACGAGAGUGGAGCGCCUCCGACGACCGGCGGCGGCGAGGCGUCUCUGGCGCUGGGGCAGACUGCGGCAGCUCCGUUCCCGCUGCUGCGGCCGCCUCUCGGCUUCUCCUUCAGUCCCGCGGGCCUGCUAGGGCCCUAUCACCUCGGCGUCCUCUCGCUGCUCUGCGAGGCUAACGUCAUCAACCACUACACGCCUGUGGCAGGAGCGUCUGCGGGGGGGCUGGCAGCCGCUGCAAUCGGACUGAACCUUUCGGCGGCGACGGUGAUGGAGAGCGUCGAGCACGUCUGCAGAGAUCUGAUUGACAGGGGUACCGCCCACCGGCUUGGCAAGCGGCUGCGGAAAGAACUUCUCAAAUUGAUUCCAGAGGAUUGCGCAGACGUCAUCGCCAAGCGGCCCGGUCGCGUCACAGUCACCUACACACACGUCUUCCCCUACAUGCACGGCGAGUUCGUCUCUUCGUUCUUCGGCAAGAGCGACAUGAUCGACUGCCUCAUCGCGAGCUGCAACAUCCCUUUCUACCUCACGAAGUGGCCCACAGUCACCUGCCGCGGCCGGCAGUGCGUGGAUGGCUUCUUCGCGACGAAGCACAAGGCGUUCGGCUGCCCAGAGAGCGGCGCGCUCCGAGACAUCAAGGUGGUGCCCUUUUACGCCUCAACCAUUCGCGUCUCUGCGGCGCCUCAGGACUGCAUCAAUCCGGAUCUUCAGCUGCAGGACGCGCAGAUUCUUCACUACCUCCGAGCGAAGGCCCUUCUGCGCGUUCGUGCGCGCCUUUUCCGCGAGAGUAUGGCGGCGGAGGCCCUCGCAGAGACGCCCGAAAAGGCCUCGCAGCCUCCCGCCCCGCCUCGCAUGCGUGCGGGCUCGCCGCUGGAGAGUCCUCGCGCGUCUGCGACCACCUGCGCCGCCUCGUCGCGCCGCGCCUCCAAGGCCCCCGUCAUCGACCUCCCGACCAUCUGUCCCCUGCACGGGCGAGCUGUCGUCGGCCUGUGGGGCAAGAGCCCGAAGGCCUGCGAGGAGGCGGCGGAGAGGGACACGGAGUCGCGCGGAGAGAAUGGCAGUCGUCACGAUGCCAACGCGCGCCUUCUCGGCGAUAAGGACGGUGCGGGAUCGGAGGCGCCCUCGUCACGGGCCUCUGCAUCCUCGUCGGAGUCGUCGGUGUCGCUGGCGCGCAACAGCGCCGCGGAGGCUGUCCUCCACUCGCCGUCUUCAAAGUCGUUCUUCCUGGAGUCGCCGCAUGGGCACUUCCCUGCGAGCUCUCCACCUGCGCCUGGGAACACAUACAAGCCCGCAGAGGCGGCCGCUGGUCAGCCGUGCGCAGGCGCCGCCCGCCUCGCAGCGCCCGCGUUUUUGCAGGGCAUCUCAGACGCGCCGCAGGUGUCGCCCGCCGCCCCUCCCACGGCUGCGUCCGCUUCGUCCGUCUCUGUUUCGGGAUCCGUCGCGCCCGCGGCUUCGCCUGCGAGCUUGACGACGAGUGCGCCCUCUUCUUCGUGGUCGUUCAUCGGGGGGAAAGGGCUCUCGGGUCGGGGCGGCGGGUCGCCGUCGGCGUCUGUCGCGGCGUUUCCCGCGGCGUCUGCGUUCGCGGCGCGUCUGCGCACGUGCGCCUUCGACGCAAUUUACGCGUGUCCGGUGUGCAGUCCGCUCGGCGAAGUCUGCCCGCCAAGCAGCUUUGCGUACUACUUCCACGACCCUGCCGUCGCGGACUUUGGCUCGGGGAGCAUCACGACGAGCGCGGCUCUCGCAGAUCCCGACAGCGUCGCCUCCCUCGCCGCGACGGGACCCCUCGCCGCGGGCGCCGGCUGGAAGGCGCAUGGCAAGCGAAGGAGCUCGACGCUGGCGGCGAAGGCUGCAGCCGAGGCUGCGAAGAAGGACGCGCGCGGCGACAAGCUUCGUGGGGGCGAAGAGAAGGACGAGCCUGCAGGUGCUGCAGCGCCGGCGUCUCACGCGCCAGAGAACAGGCUGGACGCGGCGCUCGAGGGCGCCGACGCAGCAGGCGAGGCGAGUGAAGGAUGCGCCGCGACCCCCACCGCGACGCGGGGAGAAGACCUGAAAGGAGUAGGGGAGGCGGAGACAGAGAAGAAGGGGCCCUGCGUCGAUCCGCUGAGCUUCAUGACGCAGGCCGCCACGUCUGCGGGCGCCCGGACGACGGCCAAGGAAGAGCGCGCGAAAGGCGAGUCUGUGCACGCGAAGCGAGGAGAAAAGGUGCGAGGAGAAGAAGAGCAAAGUGCACUGAAGGAGUCGCUCGUGUCUACGGACGUGUUUUGUGAAACCGACAAGAGCGGAGACCCCAAGGGCGACGAUGCGGGGUCGGACCGGAACCCGAAGCCCCAGGCGAAGGAAAACCGCGACCACAAAGAGAUAGAAACCUCUUCUUCGGAGUCGCCAAUGUCUCCCAGCGCGAUCGCCGCGACGGCGGCGGCUUUCGAAAAGGCGGCUGCUGUGCCCAGCCCCGCUCCGGUGGAGCGCGUCGCCGAGGACGGGGAGGAAGCCGAAGACCAAGCUGAGAAAGGGCGAGACGAGGCGCGGCGCGGCGCGCCCCUCGAGAGAAGCACAGCGCGCCAGAGGCGCCGCGUGCGCGAGUGUCGAAGCAAAGGUGGUCUGUGCAUGCGCGAUGGAUGCGGAUGUUCAACGCUGCCGCCGUUGCUGCGGCUCUGCUGCAGCACGCAAGAGCUCCUUCAGAUCGCCCUGGAGGCGAGUCCGGCGACCACCCUUAGGGAACUGUUCGAUGUGGGACGCGCAGAUGCCUUUCGGUGGCUGGUGCUGGAGUACAUGCGCUGCGAAGACCGCCUCAUCGAGAAGGCGUUGGCCGCGGAGGCGUCGGCGUCUGGGCAGGCAGGAGGCGGCGAAGCGAAGCCUGUGGCGCCUCUGCCUUCUCCGUCGUCGUCUGCGUUCGCCUCCUCCUCCUCCUCGGGGGGUGCUACCGCCCCAGCGCCUGCCAAGCGUUCGCUCGUUCCCAGCCGCUUGCGCGCGCGCUGGGACUCGCACUGGGGCGGAGGAGGGAGAGGAGCCGCGAGUGGCGCCGAGUCCGCUUCGUCGCUUCUCGGCGGCACGCGGCAGAUGUUUUCUUUCGCAGACUUGCUCAGCAUCGAGAAAGACCGCGACUCGGGGGAGAGAAGAGUCCACGGACCGGAGAAGAACGCUAGCAGCGCCUCAGAGGGGGCCCCCGCCGCCGAGCUGCGCGCCGCUGCGCGCGAGGCUGAGGGCGAAGAUCCUGAAGCCCCGAAGCUGGGCGGGCGCGCCGCGAGCCGAGAGGGCGCCACCGACGGAGACACGGGGAGAGAGGCGGAGCCGCAAGGAGCGGUCUCCGCGCUCGCCAGGCAGGCAACGCUGGAAGAUGCGGUGGCGGAGUCUGUGCCCGUGUCCGUCUUAAACGGAGCGGAGGGAGGCGAGAGCGGCGCCGUCUGCGUGAAGGAGUCGCCGGUGGUCCUGGCAGCGGAGCGAGAAGCCGCGCAGGCUGCGGAGGCGCGCUGCGCAAGUCACACGGAAGACGACAGUGCCGCCGCCGCUGUCGGGGCGUUUUCUCACCGCGCGGCAGACGGGCAGCAUCCGCCCGAGACGUGUCUGAGGCUGAGCAGAAAGUCUUCUCUGCGGCGUAGCCGGUCUGUGCCGCAGAGUCCUCGGGGCGACGCGCCCGCGCCGCGCCCCGAGGACCUGGAGGGAGACGCGCAUGCGCAGGAGCCGGCCAGCGAGAGGCGGGCGAGCAGCGGAGGCGAGGCCGCGCGGCUGGCUUCGCGGGAGGUGGGGGUCUCGGGAGGCAGCAGCGCACACGCAAUGCUUGCGCUGCUUUCGCGGUCGCCGUUGGAGCUGCAGUACUCACACAUCUACACUCAUUCGCACUCCUGGAGCGGCGACGGGGCGCGCUGCGCGAUGCCCGAGGCGCACGCGCAACCUACGCUUUCCGCGCGCCGACAUUCGCCAAAAAACAGCGGCGGUGACAGGGAGAAAGCAACCACGAGCGCCAGCGUGCGGCUCUACCGCCGCCCACGAUCGUCUGCGGCCCUCGCCAUGCCCCCGACUGUCCGCAGGCUCGCCUCCAGCCAGUCCAUGCAUGCGCAUACGCAGAAGGAGGGCGAAGCCGCGAGCCACAACAGCCACGCGCUCAAAUCCACCGCCAAAGAGAACGAGGGAACCCUGGCGCGGGCUCUCUAG